Closterium sp. NIES-65 is the source of this 561-nucleotide messenger RNA. The record is from the annotation of a GenBank genome assembly. NCBI's taxonomy places the organism in Eukaryota, Viridiplantae, Streptophyta, Zygnematophyceae, Desmidiales, Closteriaceae.
AUGUACUUAAUCGCUGCCGCGCUGGCCAUGCUGGGCGCUGCCUAUGCCUCCGUGCCCCUCUACCGCCUCUUCUGCCAGGCCACUGGGUUUGGAGGGACGACGCAGAGGAAAGAGGUGCGGGGGGGAGGAGGAAUGGGGGAAAGAGUGGGGACCGGGACGGUGGAGGAGAAGGUGGCACGGCAGAAUGCACACAACACUGCAGCGCCUGCCAGGGAGCUGGUAAUUCAUUUCAAUGCUGACGUGGCAGAGGGGCUGCCGUGGCGCUUCAUCCCCACACAGAGAGAGGUUCGGGUGAGGCCCGGCCAGAGCACGCUCGCGUUCUACACAGCGCACAACAAGAGCGACAAGCCCAUCACAGGCGUCAGCACCUACAACGUGUCUCCCAUGAAGGUAAGUGUGCGCCACUCGUGGUGUGCUGCUCUUGGUGUGCCGCCCAUAGUGUCCGGCCAUGUCUUGAAGGCGGGCAUCUAUUUCAACAAGAUCCAGUGCUUCUGCUUCGAGGAGCAGCGCCUUCAGCCCGGAGAGACCAUCGACAUGCCUGUGAGUGGGAGAGACCAUUGA